Molecule: messenger RNA, 2991 nt
Organism: Schistosoma haematobium
Lineage: Eukaryota; Metazoa; Platyhelminthes; Trematoda; Strigeidida; Schistosomatidae
Product: sodium channel, non-voltage-gated 1, gamma
Exons: 2
Coding region: 246-2441 (731 amino acids)
Biological process (GO): sodium ion transmembrane transport
Cellular component (GO): membrane
Molecular function (GO): ligand-gated sodium channel activity
Source: RefSeq, a predicted model, not a curated record
CACAGCUCUCACAUAUAUCAAAUGAGAUUUGUAUGGCGCAUUUAUAUUUGGUGCCUCCUUGUACCAAUAUCUAUGUGUUAAAGUAAAUAAAUAAACAAUAACAACAAAUAACUUCGUUUUAUAACCAAUCAAAAUUUAUAUCUGUAAUCCAAUCAAAAUAAAGUAUUUUCUGAUAUAAAAAUGAAUAAAUCGUCGAUUUGAUUUAAUCUUAUUAUUAUUAUAAUAAUCAAAAGGAAAUCAAAACUAUGUCCGAUACUACUGAUAAUAAUAAAAAUAGAAAUAUAGAAAAUUCUGAUAAAAAUAAUUUACAUUCUAUAUGUCCAUUAUGUUAUAUUUUGAUACAAGAGAUUAGAAAAUGUUAUGAACAUAUCAACGAAUCAUUACCAAUGGAUCAUCUUAAUUUAAAUAAAAAUAAAACAAUGAAUAAUAUCAUUGAUUUAAUUCAAGUGAACAAACAGAAUUCAAGAAGAUCACCAUCAUCGCCAACAUCACCGUCAACAUCAUUAAAACAUGAUCAUAUAUCUGUUAUAAUAUUAGAUGAAUUAAAACGUUUUUGUGAAAAUACAACAAUACGUGGUCUACCACGUAUAGUUCGUGCACAUAAUCGUUAUUUACGUUUAUUAUGGUUAAUAUUAGUAUUUAUAUUAAUAUUAGGUUGUUUUAUAUGUAUGCUUUUUUUAACUAGACAAUAUUUAGAAUAUAAUGUAAUACAUCCACCACGUGUAUUACGUCAUACAAUUAGUCCAUUUCCAUCAGUAACUGUAUGUAAUUUUCGUCCAAUUUCACCAGAUGGAUUAAAAUAUUUACAAAUGAAAGGUUGGAAAACACCAAGACAUUUUGUAUUAGAUUUAGCUACAUAUGCUCAAUAUAUUUUUUAUAAUAAACAUAAAAUUGAUGAAUAUAAUGCAGCUAGUGCAGCAUUUUCAUUAGCUGGAUUUUUAGAAAGUUUACCAAAUAAUGAAGAAAGAAGAAAACUUGGUUAUCAACAUGAUAAAUUAAUAAUUAAAUGUCAAAUAACCUAUUUAAAUGGAAGUAAACCAGUAGCCGCACCAUGUGAACGUAAUGGUAUAUGGCGUAAAUUUAUUCAUGCACAAUAUUUAAAUUGUGCUACAUUUGAACCAUUUAGUUAUUUACGUUCAGAUACAACAAAUAUAGAAAUGUAUAUUUAUUUAGAUGAAAUGUUAAAUCGUGCACAAUGUAUUGAUUGUUUUCAUGGUGAAGUAAAAUCUCAAUUAUCUGGUGCAUUAAUCACAAUACAUGGUGCUGAUACAUUACCAAAUAUUAAUGAUAAAAGUAUUAAUUUAAAACCUGGUACAUUAACUGAAUUACGUUUAUCUAUUAUAGAGAAUAUACAAAAAAUGCCACCCUAUGGUAGAUGUUCUAUCAAUCAUCCAAUACAAUUAAAUUUAUAUGAUAUGUUAUAUAAUUAUUCAGAAUAUGCAUGUCGUGAAUUAACUAUACAAAAUGAUAUUAUACAUUAUUGUAAUUGUUAUUCUAUUGAAUAUCCAUAUAAUGAAGAUACUAAUUAUAAACCAUGUACUAAUUUAUUACAAUUUAUCAAUAUAUCAAAUUGUAAUCGUAAUGAUUUAUUGAAAAUCAAUAAUCAUAAUACUACUAAUAAUCAUAAUAAUAUAAGUAAUAUAUGUAUUCAUGAAUUAAAUAAAUUUAUAACAAGAAUGAUGUGUAAACGUACAAUUAUAGAAAAUUAUUUACAUGGUGAAUUACCUAAUUGUAAAAUACCAUGUUCAUUUUAUUCCUAUGAAACAGAACAAUCAAUAUCAACAUGGCCAACUAAAAGUUGGCAAUUAACAUGGUUAAAUUCAUCAUAUAAUAAAAAAUUAGGUUUAUUUAAUAAUACAGAAUUUAUAUUAUAUCAUAAAGCAAUUGAAUUAUUAGAUUUAGGUAAUGAAUUAGAUGCUAUUAAUAUAUUAGAUAAAUUAAAUGUGUUAGAACGUAAAUUAUUAGCAAUAUUAAUUAAUCGACCUAAUUUUGAUGUACGUAAAGUUGAAGAAAAAGAAGUGAUUUCAUUAACGAAUUUAUUAUCACAAACUGGUGGUUUAUUUUCUAUAUGGAUUGGUUUAUCUAUUAUAUCAUUAGGUGAAUUAGUUGAAAUGUUUAUACGAUGUUAUAUAAGAAUAAAACAUACUACUACUACUACUACUACUAAUAAUAAUAAUAAUAAUAAUAAUAAUAAUGGUAGUAAUAAUACAUUACAUCAUCAUCAAAAUGAUGUAAUUCAUCAAGAACAAUGUUUAUGUAAGUGUAACCAUCUAUUAUAUAAUAUAAUAUUAAAUCAUUUACAUAAUAAUAAUAAUAAUACAAAUGAAAUAAUCAAUACAAUUAAUAAAAUGAUAAUCACUAAUAAUUCAUUAUUAUCAAUGAAAUCAAAUGAUAAUAAUCAAGAAAAAAUCAAUAUUAAUGAGCAAUUAAAUAUUGAAUAAAUUCGAUUGAUCAUCUAUUGAUUACGUGCGCACGCACACACACACAAAUAUACACACAUAUACAUUCGAUUGAUAUUCUUGAUGAUAUUAUCAUUGAUAAUCGAUCAUUGAAUGAUAUUAAAGUGAUUUUGUAAAGAUCUAUCUUAUAAUUAAUAAGAUCAAAUACAUGAAGAAUUACAAUCAUGAUUUAUAAUUAAUAAUUAAGAUUAUAAAUUUGAUUUAAUAUUUUCAUCAUGAAUUCAUAUUAUUUAUAAUGAUAAAAUGUUAUUUAGUCAAAUGGAUAGAUGGACGGAUGAAUUACGCGCUAAAUUUCAAGGUCUAUUAUCUUGUAUCUGAUUGGUUCGUUCAUAAACUAUAGUUACGCCGUAUUUUCAAUAAUAAUAAUAAUAAUAAUAAUAAUAAUAAUAAUAUUAUUAUUAUUAUGUAAUGACAAAUGAUUUAUGUAAAAGACAACAAAAUGUGUUGUAACCAUGUAAUUUUAUGAACAAAAAAAGGUUUAUUGUCUUAUUUUCAUAAGUUUGUCUCGGUGUUUUUUUUCAAUAUAAAAGAU